AAUAUACAAAAACUUGUAAAGUUGAAUGUUAGUAACUAAUUGCAUAAAAUAAUUUCAUUUUUACUCCUCCUUCAGCGGUUGCUGAUGCUAUUAGAACAAGUCUUGGACCAAAAGGAAUGGAUAAAAUGAUUCAAGAUGGAAAAGGAGAUGUGACAAUUACAAAUGAUGGAGCAACUAUUCUAAAACAAAUGCAGGUUCUGCAUCCUGCAGCUAAAAUGUUGGUAGAGCUGGCCAAGGCACAAGAUAUUGAGGCUGGUGAUGGCACCACUUCAGUCGUCAUCAUUGCUGGUGCUCUCUUGGAUGCCUGUUCAAGACUUCUUCAGAAGGGAAUUCAUCCCACCAUCAUUUCGGAGUCAUUCCAGAAAGCUUUGGAUAAGAGCAUUGAAGUCUUGACCAACAUGGGGCAGCCAGUUGAACUGAGCGACAGGGAAACCUUGCUAAAUAGUGCAACUACUUCACUGAAUUCAAAGGUUGUAUCUCAGUACUCUAGUCUGCUUUCUCCUAUGAGUGUGGAUGCAGUGAUGAAGGUGAUUGAUCCAACUACGGCUAGCGGUGUAGAUCUUAGAGAUAUUAAAAUUGUCAAAAAGCUUGGUGGAACAAUUGAUGAUUGUGAAUUGGUUGAAGGACUAGUCCUCACUCAGAAGGUGGCAAAUACUGGUGUAACUAGAGUGGAAAAAGCCAAGAUUGGUCUCAUUCAGUUAUACUUGAGAUUAUCUGUGAGCCCAGCAGCCAUGAAACUCAUAAAAAUGACAGCCAAUAUGGACAACCAGAUUGUCGUUUCUGACUAUGCUCAAAUGGACAGAGUAUUGCGUGAGGAGAGAGCUUACAUUCUAAACUUAGUUAAACAAAUUAAAAAGGCUGGAUGCAAUGUGCUGCUCAUUCAGAAGUCUAUUCUACGGGAUGCUCUUAGUGAUUUAGCACUACAUUUCUUGAACAAAAUGAAGAUCAUGGUGAUUAAAGAUAUUGAAAGAGAAGAUAUUGAAUUUAUAUGUAAGACAAUUGGAACCAAGCCAGUUGCUCACAUUGAUCAGUUUACUGCUGAUAUGUUAGGAACUGCUGAAUUGGCAGAGGAGGUCAACCUAAAUGGUUCUGGGAAGCUAAUAAAGGUAACAGGCUGUGCAAGCCCUGGAAAAACCGUUACAAUUGUUGUACGUGGAUCCAACAAGCUAGUUAUGGAAGAAGCUGAGCGUUCAAUUCAUGAUGCUCUGUGUGUCAUACGUUGUUUAGUAAAAAAAAGAGCUCUAAUUGCAGGAGGUGGAGCACCAGAGAUAGAGUUAGCAUUUCGCUUGAAUGAGUAUGCUCGUACUUUGAGUGGUAUGGACUCAUACUGUGUCCGUGCAUAUGGAGAUGCAAUGGAAGUCAUCCCAUCUACACUGGCUGAAAAUGCAGGUCUUAACCCUAUUUCUACGGUAACAGAGCUGAGAAACAGACAUGCUCAAGGAGAGAAAACAGCAGGCAUUAAUGUCAGAAAGGGUGGAAUUUCCAAUAUCCUGGAGGAGCUGGUGGUCCAGCCUCUGUUGGUGUCUGUCAGUGCUCUGACACUAGCUACAGAAACUGUCCGCAGUAUUCUUAAGAUUGAUGAUGUGGUGAACACUCGCUAAGAUGACUAAAGGAAAUGGCAGUACAGCCCAGAGUAUCUACGGUGUAGUCUGGAGUAUGGUUUCUUCAAAGAAUCCGUGUGUCAAGCAUUCUGCUAAAAUUAAUUUACGUUUAUGUACUUUUAUCAACUUAAUUUAAUAAAUUCUCUGCUCUCGAGACAAACUUAGUUCAUAAGUGAAAGACAAUGUUCUAUAAUUGAAAAUCUGCAUUAAAAACUCACCAAAUGAUACUAA
Pelodiscus sinensis (Chinese soft-shelled turtle) is the source of this 1832-nucleotide messenger RNA. NCBI's taxonomy places the organism in Eukaryota, Metazoa, Chordata, Testudines, Trionychidae. The record is from RefSeq and is a predicted model, not a curated record.